ACCGCGCAGUAUUUUGACAGGUUGUUUACAAAUGGCUGCUACACAAGGAUAUCCUAAAUGGUUAUUGGAUAGCAAGGAAAAUAUAUCUGGCUCAAAAGAAUGGGGUACAUUUCUGCACGAGCUUCAUGAUGCCAUACAACAGCAGCUCACAGAGAGCCAUGUGCAGUACUUCAGUGACCUGUCAGAGGCAGAGAAGGAACUCUUCAUGCAGAGGGCCACUAAGGCCAUUGAAAAUGGUUCUGCAUACAACAAUCUCUACAAGAAAUGCUCUGUGCUACUCGACCAGAAUCUAAAUGAGGAAGUCUCGCGACAACUUCUUGAGGAGCACCCCAUUGGCACGAAGUCUGACCUAGUUAUCGACUUUGCGGAGGAUGGGGCCCUUAGCCUUCUUACAAAAUGGCCCGAUAUGAAGAGCAAGCUAUGCUUCUGCUUGAACCAACCCCUGCCAUUCAAAGUGCGCCAGCUGGCAUGGAGACUGUAUCUAACAAACACCAAAGUGCGUAAACAGUACAUUGACCUGUUGAACUCUGACCCGAGGAAGGCCAUAUCUCAGUACGAUUAUGAAAUUGACCAGAAAUGUGCUCAGCUUCUCAACUCAGAGAAAACAUUCUCAGAUCUCAGAGGGUCCCAAGGCGUGUUUUUUGCCAUGAAGGCGGUCCUGUCGUACUUUCACGCCACCAUGAGGACCAAGCAGCGGCUCAGAGACGUAGAUCACAUGCUGGUCUUUCCAUUUGUCAUGGUGUCCGCUCCAAAUAUUCCCAGAAAAGAUCCUCCAACCAGUCGCACUGUGGCCCUUCUUGUUGAAGAGUUCCUGACUUUCCAGGAGUCAAGACCAGGAUUUGUCAUUGACUCGGGGUCAGAGACCCAUGAGGAAGAGAUGCGGGGCUUUGUGGACAAGGUGGCACGUCUCCUACAGAAAUACUUCCCAGAGACCCCAAAACUUAUCGCAGAGAAAUAUGUACCCUCCAAAGACAAAAUUGUGGCCACAGAGGCCGGCAGCUUUGCUGUGUUGAAGGAUGGACUGACCAUCUUAAUACGACCCCUAAUAAGGGCCAUGUUUGUAGGUUACUUGCGUAUGGAGACACUGCUGUACGUGUGGGACCAGUACAUGAUAGGGCUGGACACCCCGGGCUUCAAUGUGGAGUGGCUCGCCAUCGUCACGGCAAUUAUUCUAGGGCUCCUCAAGGACAAGUUCAAGGAAUGCACAACGAGUGUACAGCUGGAGAGCAUGUUGAAGAAUGAGGGACCCAAACUGACCAUUGCCCAGUUCCAGUAUGAGGUGAAGAAGCACCACUACCAGGACCUGUGGACCAUGCUACAGAAGGACACCAAGUCUGCCAUGCCUGUACUUGACCCCACACAAGCAAUGCACCCUGCAUGGCGGCACUGGUUCAAUGAUAUGAUCCCUCCAUACACUCAGCCGGCAGACCGGCGCACGGCGCGGGAGGAACGAGAGGCGGAGCGGGAACGGCUCGGUCAAAAACUCCGGGACCAGGCAGCGGCCAACAGGGAGAGGGACCAGCACGCCAGACGGAAGGAUGAGGCAGAGCUUAUGAGACUGACAGCUCUGGAACGCCAGCGUAUGGAGCAAGAGAAGGCCUUACUGGAGGACCAAGUCAUGGAGGAGAGAAGGAAGAGAGAGGAGGCAGAGAGGAGAUUCAAUGAGGAGAUUGAGAAACUUAGACAGGAGAUGGCAUUGAUGCAGCUACGGCAGCCAUCGCGGCCACCCUCAGUGUACAGCAUCAGCUCGUACAUUAGUCGUAUCCUGGUGCCCCCGCCUCCCACAGCUGCCUCCCGCCUGACCAUGGCCCCUCCCCCACCCGUAUCCGCCCAGAGGACCCCUACACCUGCUGCCACGCCAACGGAACUAUUCAACGAGGCAAUGAAGUGUCUCAUACAGAAGGUUGCCAAAACACAGAACGCAAUUGCCCAUGCUGAGGGUGCAGACAAGGCAAACCUAGACAAGAAGACUGAGGGAUUUCUGCAUCAGAAUAUCAGAGAUAUCAAACAAGCUCAGAUCGAGUUGUUUGGCAAGAAGCUAGAGCCAGGGGAGUUUGACCGGAUGGAGCCUGAGGAGCAACAAGACAAGAGUGACAAGAUGAUGCAGCUCAUACAGAGGUGGAGGGAGGAGAGGAGGGCCAAGGAGAUCGGGGGGAAAUAGUGGCUAAAUA
Dreissena polymorpha is the source of this 2171-nucleotide messenger RNA. RefSeq lists its product as uncharacterized. Lineage: Eukaryota; Metazoa; Mollusca; Bivalvia; Myida; Dreissenidae. The transcript has 17 exons. The record is from RefSeq and is a predicted model, not a curated record. The coding region runs from base 32 to 2161 and encodes 709 amino acids.